AUGGCCCGCCACCCGACGGCGACCGCUGUCGCCCUGGCGGUGCUGCUGCUCGCCGCGCCGCUAGCCGCCGCCAGUGUUGACGGAGAGCGCACUGGCCGUGAGCUCCAGCAGCUCGGUGGCCUCACUGGUGGCCUGGGUGGCCUGGGUGGCCUCACCAGUGGCCUCACCAACGGCACCGGCGGCAGCCUCUUGGGCGGAGUUCUCAACACAGUUGCUGGCAUCCUCAACGCUCUCCUGGGCACCACUUUGGGGGUCACCAAUGGGUCCGUCGCCAACCCCGUUGGCGGCCUCCUUGGCGGCCUCCUGGGUGGUUCCUCAGGCGGCCUCCUGGGCGGCCUCCUGGGCGGCACCUCAGGCGGCCUCUUGGGCGGCACCGGUGGCCUCCUGGGCGGCCUCCUUGGUGGCACCAACAGUGGCGGCCUCCUGAGCGGCAUCCUUGGCACUGUCACCGGCCUCCUCGGCUCCAACCCUACCGGUCUCCUCAACACCCUCACCGGCCUCACCGGCGGCAGCCUCCUGGGUGGCGUCACCGGCACCUCUGGCGCCACCGGCGGCCUCCUGAGCGGUCUCACGGGCGGCCUCGCUGGCGGUCUUGUUGGUGGUGUCACCGAUGUCCUUGGCAACAUCCUGUCUGGCUCCACCUCCGGCCUCCUGUCCGGCACUGUUGGCGGCCUCCCCCUGGUCGGCGGCCUCUUCGGCAGCAAGUCUGGCCUGCCCGUCCUCGGCGGCCUGUUCAAUAGCACCCAACUGAGCAAGUCUGGCCUGCCUAUUGUGGGCAGCCUCCUGGGCAAUGUCCCUGUCAUCGGUAACGGUGGGCUCCUCACCAGCAUUUUGGGCCUCGCCUCCGGCGACCUCCUGGGCGGUGGUGGCCUCAACGCUGUCCUGAACGGCGUCCUGAACAACGCUGUGGGCCCCGUGCUGGAGACUGCGGCCGGCCUCCUGCCCGGCGUGACCAACGCCCUGCCCCUCGUCACCAACAUCCUUGGCGGCAACCAGAGCUUCAUCCUGGCACCCACUGACGUCUCGUUCAUCGGCGGCAAGGGUGCGCUGCUGUCCAGUGUGCUGUCCCUCAACCCCAACGCCCUGCUCUCUGUUGUGGGCAUCACCAAGCUCCCCGGCAUCGGCAACAUCACGAUUGGCAUCGACGGCAGCUUCCUCUACAACGGGCCCAACCUGAACGGCUCCACCAGCGUGUGCAUACAGGUCACCGACCUGCUGUCCACCGCCCCCAUCUGCAUCGACCUGAUCCGCAACCUGCAAAUCCCCGCCGUCGGCGGCAUCCUGCCCCUGGUGUUCAGCAACAAGACCGUCAUCGACCUCAAGGGCGGCACCAGCUUCACCGGCAACCUGCUCAGCGGCGUGAUCUCGCCCAACCUCAACCUGGGUGGCAUCCUCAGCGUUGCGGGCCUCGGCCUCCUGCCCGAUGUUGGCACCAUCAACAUUAACAAGGAUGGCACCUUCACCUUCAACGGCAUCCUGAACGGCACCACCAUGUUCUGUGCGGUCGUCACCGACCUGUUGUCGACCCUGCCGCUUUGCCAGACGAUCUCCAACCUGCUGCCAGCUCUGCCUGAGAUCCCCCUGCCAGUCUGCCUCCCCGGCUGCCUCAACGGCGGUGUCUGCGACGGCCUGUUCAGCUGCAACUGCACUGGCACUGGUUUUACGGACAACAUCUGCUCCACACCUGUUGUGUGCACCCCCGGGCUGUGCAAGAACGGCGGUGUGUGCGCGUCGAACAACACCUGCAACUGCGACCGCACUGGAUUCACUGGCCCAACCUGCACGGGGCCCCCGCCGGUGUGCAACCCCACUUGCCAGAACGGAGGCGCUUGCAUCAACACCAACAAGUGCGCCUGCACGCCGGGCUUCGCUGGCCCUGUGUGCAACUCUACUACCACCGUCCCCCCGGCUGGUGCCACCCCCGAUGCCACGUUCAUCUGCCCUCGUGACGGUGUUUGCAAGAUCGCCGCGCCGGGCGUGCUCAAGGCUGCGCCCGGCCCCAACGGCUUCGUUGUUGUUUCGACCUCCAAGCCUGGUGUGGGGACGCUCGCCGUUACCUCUGACGGUGCCAUCACCUUCACCCCGCCCCUGGGCUUUGCCGGCAGCACGACCUUCACCUCUCUGGUCACCAACGGCACCCUGGCCAAGAACCUCCUCAUCCAGCUGUCCGUGACCGACCCCGCGCCCCCGGCCCCCACUGCCGGCGACGACGCGUUCAACUGCCCCUUCAACGCCGACUGCGUGAUCGCUGCGCCCGGCGUGCUCGCCAACGACGCGACCACCAACCCCGGCGGCAAGGUUGUUGUGGUCAGCAACACCGGCAACGUCACUGUGACCCCCGCGGGUGCCAUUACCCUGAAGCUCAUCCCGUGA
Molecule: messenger RNA, 2373 nt
Organism: Monoraphidium neglectum
Lineage: Eukaryota; Viridiplantae; Chlorophyta; Chlorophyceae; Sphaeropleales; Selenastraceae
Product: fibropellin Ia-like protein
Exons: 8
Coding region: 1-2373 (790 amino acids)
Source: RefSeq, a predicted model, not a curated record